Pseudozyma hubeiensis SY62 is the source of this 906-nucleotide messenger RNA. RefSeq names its product cytochrome c oxidase assembly protein COX11. The record is from RefSeq and is a predicted model, not a curated record. NCBI's taxonomy places the organism in Eukaryota, Fungi, Basidiomycota, Ustilaginomycetes, Ustilaginales, Ustilaginaceae. Gene Ontology annotation, molecular function: copper ion binding. Gene Ontology annotation, cellular component: mitochondrial inner membrane. The coding region runs from base 1 to 906 and encodes 301 amino acids. The transcript has a single exon.
AUGGGGCUCUCGGCGCUACACUGCGCCAGACGCAGCCCCAUGGGCAUCCAGCGGGGUUCGCCACUGUUGCGAAUGGCGCAUACGUGGGCCAUGGAGGCUAGCAGACCGUCGAUGGCUGCUGGGCGUCUUUCGGCGAUUUCUGGGAGAGCGAACUCGCUGAGAUCACACGUAUCAGCUAGAUUCGCCUCGUCCUCGCCGCCACCAUCAGGAGGCACCACACCCAACUCGCGAGCCACAGCCCUUACCGAAGAAUUUCAGCGUCGGCAACGAGAAUCGUACAAACGACGCAAUCAGUCCUUGAUGAUGUACUCGGCCGCACUCAUGGUCUUCACUCUGGGUUUCAGCUACGCUGCCGUCCCACUCUACCGCGCUUUUUGCUCCGCAACCGGUUUCUCUGGAACGCCCAUUACCGACCCCGAGCGAUUCGCCCCAUCUCGCCUGAUCCCCGCAUAUCUCGACCCCUCCACCAACGCACCCACCAAACGCAUUCGCGUCACCUUCAACGCCGACGCCUCCGAUGCCAUCCCGUGGUCCUUCACACCCGUUCAAAAGGAGAUCCACGUCCUGCCCGGUGAAACGGCCCUCGCAUUCUACACGGCCAAAAACAAGUCGGACAAGGACAUCAUCGGCAUCGCCACGUACAACGUCUCUCCAGACAGGAUCGCUCCGUACUUUGCCAAAGUCGAAUGUUUCUGCUUCGAAGAGCAGAAGCUGCUUGCGGGGGAGGAGGUGGAUCUUCCCGUGUUCUUCUUCAUUGACGCGGACGUGUUGGACGACCCGACCACAAAGGGCGUGGACGAUGUGGUGUUGAGCUAUACGUUCUUCAGUGCCAGGAGGAAUGAGAAGAACGGUCAGUUGGAGCCUGAUACUGAUUUGAGUCAGUAUACAGUGGGCAAGGACCUCUAG